AUGUGUAUUGUCCUUCUUACCACCGCGCACCCAAAGUAUGCGCUCAUCGUCAUCGACAACCGGGACGAGUUCAUCCUCCGCCCGACAUCGCGGCCGCACUGGUGGACCACGCGAGCCUCCCGCCAGCCCUCCAGGACGCCCACCCCCGAUGUGUCAUGGCAGCAGCACGGCGUCAACGGCCACGCCCCGGAUGCCGAACCAGAAGAGAUGCAGCAUAUUCUCUCGUCCCGGGAUCUGCAGCGUGCUGAGAGGGGCACAUGGCUCGGAAUCACAAAGUCGGGCCACUUCUCGGUGCUUACCAACUACCGCGAGCUGGACCCCGGCAGGCUGGGCCAGCCCGUCAGCGGCCAGAAGAGCCGGGGGGCCAUGGUCACUUCGUGGCUCGAGAACUCAGCAGACCGCAGCGUGCGCGACUAUGUGGAGACAGUCAUGGCAAGCGGCGGCUGUCAUGGUGUCGGCGGCUUUUCGCUCAUCUGUGGCAGGUUGAGACGGAGAAAGGGCGAGGGUGAAGACGGGUUGGAGCCCAUGGCGAUCCUGUCAAAUCGUGCCGAGCACCCUGGUCAGAUCCCAUGGGUUGUGGGCAAGAGAGGUGAGACGGUUGGGCUCAGCAAUGCCGCAUUCGAUGACCCUGUGGAGUGGCCCAAGGUGAAGAACGGAAAAUCGCUGGUCAACCGGGUCGUCGGCGAGGCGGUCGAGAAGGGCAUGGGCGAGGACGAGCUGCGGGAGAGACUGUUCUGGGUCUUGGACCAGAACACCCUGCCAACCCACCCAGGGAAGAGCCUAGAGGAGCAUCUGGGGGAGCUCAAGGAGUCCAUAUUCAUCCCCCCGAUAGGCGACUCGAAGCAUCAGGACGACAUGGUGAAAGCGGCAGGCAAAGGAACGAGUGAGAGCAACCAUGCCGACCCCGAGAUGCAAGAAAGCCUGUCCAAGGUGGUCGGAGCCCAACGGCCAGACCCUCAAACCAUGGGUUUCGCCACGGGCAUGUACGGAACGCAGAGGCAGACGAUAGUGCUGGUGGAUUGGGAUGGGAAUGUGACUUAUACCGAGAGGGCACUGUGGGAUCCAAACGGCAACGUCAUAGAGAGAGGCAAAGGAGACAUGACCUUCAGAUUCAAGGUCGACGGGUGGGAUUAG
This is a messenger RNA of Diaporthe batatas, 1134 nucleotides long. RefSeq lists its product as uncharacterized. Gene Ontology annotation, biological process: protein secretion; Golgi organization. Lineage: Eukaryota; Fungi; Ascomycota; Sordariomycetes; Diaporthales; Diaporthaceae. The record is from RefSeq and is a predicted model, not a curated record. Gene Ontology annotation, cellular component: Golgi apparatus. The transcript has a single exon. The coding region runs from base 1 to 1134 and encodes 377 amino acids.